AUGCACGUCUUUCGUAGAUUUAUUGCUGUCCUCUCUGGUCUUGUCGUCCUUAUCCUCCUCUACCGCAUGCACACUGCUCCCGCCGUGCCUCUGACGCGAACGCCACCAGCCAAACAAGAACCAGGAACCAUGGCUCCCAUCCGCCUUGCCAUCAUCGAGGCUGACACGCCGCAGCCCAAGGCCAACGAGAAGUUUGGCGGAUAUCGCGGACUGUAUACCGAAAUGCUGCGCAAGGCUGCCGAGAUACUCGAACCGCCUCAGCCACUAGAGGAGGUGCUCAAGAUCACGGGUCACCAUGUUGUUGACGAUAAGGACCCGUAUCCCAACUUGGAUAACAUCGAUGCCAUUCUCAUCUCGGGAUCCAAACACACUGCGUACCAUGACGAUGCGUGGAUUCUGAAUCUGGUGGAAUUCACCAAGAAGGCGCUGGCCACUAAGCGCGUCAAGGUUAUUGGCGUCUGCUUUGGCCAUCAGCUCUUGGCUAGAGUAUUGGGCGCACCCGUCGUCAAGAAUAAGAAGGGAUGGGAGGUGUCUGUUAUGCCAAUUCACUGCACAGAUAAGGGCAAAGAAAUCUUUGGUAGAGAUAUACUGAACAUUGAGCAAAUGUAUUCCGACAUUGUAUACGAAGUCCCUGAAGGCUCGACAGUACUGGCGAGCAACGACAUGUGCCCUAUCCAGGCGCUGUAUUCCGAGGGAAGCUACAUCAGCAUUCAGGGCCACCCCGAAUUCACAGGCGAGAUCAUGGACGAGAUCUUGACCAACCGCCGUGGCGUUUUGUUUACCGAUGAGAUGUCUGACGACGGAAUGCGCCGCGCGCACCUUGAACAGGACGGUGCGAUUAUUGCCAAGGGUUUUAUUCGCUUCCUCCGCCAGGGCUAA
Messenger RNA from [Torrubiella] hemipterigena, 879 nucleotides. NCBI's taxonomy places the organism in Eukaryota, Fungi, Ascomycota, Sordariomycetes, Hypocreales, Clavicipitaceae. The record is from the annotation of a GenBank genome assembly.